Molecule: messenger RNA, 2487 nt
Organism: Hyla sarda
Lineage: Eukaryota; Metazoa; Chordata; Amphibia; Anura; Hylidae
Product: CARD- and ANK-domain containing inflammasome adapter protein-like
Exons: 1
Coding region: 8-2344 (778 amino acids)
Biological process (GO): regulation of apoptotic process
Molecular function (GO): protein binding
Source: RefSeq, a predicted model, not a curated record
UGGAACCAUGAGUGCGGCCAGUCCGGUGCUGCUUCCAUCUAUUACCCCCCAGGGGCACUUUGCAAACCCUUACGCUGUAGAAGUCCUGAAGACCAAGAAAGAUGAAAUCAUCGAAGGCAUCAAGAAACCUGAAGAGCUCCUCAACCUUCUUGUAGACCACGGAAUCUUCUCUGCCGAUAAGAAAAUGGUGAUGUCCUACUACAGGACCCGGACGGAGAAGAAUUCCCGCAUGGUGGACAUCUUAUUGUCUAAAGGUGAGAGGGCUUGUCGUCUGUUCUUCUACCCCUGUCUCAAGCAGAUAGAGCCCGGGUUAUACAAUAGUGUCAAAAGUUACGUCAACGGAGUCAAUGAUGGUGUCGGAGACGGGAGAAGGCAACUGGUGGGGUAUCUACUGGAGAGGGACAAGGAGGACACUCAAGAUAGAGUCAACCAGCCACCACCAAAAAUGUCCCGUAAGGAGAACGUGCCCCAUAAAGUCAAAAAAGAGACUCAAAAACCAAGUGUCCAAGUCAAGGAGAAGAGUUCUCCGCAGGAAACGCCGAGACAGCCUCCACCGCAGACCCCGAGACAGAAGGUGGUCCAGUCAUCUGUUGGGGUCUUCGAUGCCGCCAUGAAGGGCGACCUCUCCGCGUUGGAGUCAAUUCUCAAGGGCUCCGACGUCAACGCCGUAAACUCUGCUGGAGAAACUCUGUUACACGUAGCCGCUUCUCACGGUCAUGUCCCCAUCGUCGAAUUCUUGCUAUCGAAAGGCGCCAAAGUAGACAUGAAGGAUAAGAAAGGAAGGACGCCCCUGCACCGAGCGGCCGAGAAUGGACACCUAGAAGCUGUGAGGGUCUUACUCCGGGCCGGAGCCAACAUGUACGCCCUGGACAAAGAUUCCCAAUCUCCUCUACACCUAGCGGCUCAGAACAAUCACCACCAUCUGGUGAAACUCUUCCUUCAAGAAGAAGGGAAACGCUACAAAAACAGGUCCAACUUUUUGCACCUGGAGGCAUCCAAAAACAAUAGUCGCCUGGUGGAGAUUCUUCUGAAGAACGGCGCCGAUGCCGAUAGUGUGGAUGAUAAAAAGAAAACAGCCUUAUACCACGCGGUGUCCGGCGGUCAUGAGGCCACCGUCAAAGUGUUACUGGAAGCAGGCGCCACUAUUGACUCCAGCAUCAUAGACUUGGCCUUUGGGACCAACAACGAGCACAUUUUCGGCCUCCUCCUCCAGUAUUCCAAGGGUCUGUCCCCCGACACCAUGAUCUCCGCCAUGUUUAAAGCCGUCCCGCUCAACCUUUACGGGAUCGUCAAGGCUUUGAUCGACAAAGGCACGGACGUGAACGCCAAGAACGACAUCCAGUAUACGCCUCUCCUCCUGGCGGCAGAGCUGGGCAAGUCGGAGACGGCGCAAGUGCUUAUCGAGAAAGGGGCGCGCCUGGACGAGCGGACGCCAAAUCUGAACACGGCUCUGCAUCUGUCUGUUCUAGGGGGAGAUGUUUCCACCACAAAACUGCUGCUCCAGAAGGGCAUUAAUGUUAAUAUUACCGGUGCCGGAGACGAAACUCCGCUCCACAUGGCGGCCUACCAUAACAAAGUGGACUUGAGCGAGAUUUUGCUUUCAGCUGGUGCCAACGUGAACGACGUUACCAAGGAAUCGGUGACUCCGCUGCACGUUGCGAGCCGGAGGAACAACGUCGAUGUUGCCCGAAAUCUCAUAGAGCACAAAGCCAAAGUGAACGCCAAAGACAAGCAGUCGAGGACGCCGCUACAUAUGGCGGCAGAAGGAGGGGGUCUCGCCCUGGUGCAGCUUCUCCUCGAUAACAAGGCAGACCCCAACGUUACCGACAAGGAUAAAAAGACCCCACUCCACAUUGCAGCCGCGGAGGGAAACCUUGAGGUGGUGACGGCUCUGUUUGGUAGCCAGGCCAGGUAUGGGUUGAAGGACAUGGACGGCAGUACCCCCCUCCAUUAUGCCGUCAUCUCCGGCAAUGCCGAUAUUGUCAAAUCUUUGCUGAAAGCUGCAAAAAACAAAAACCUGGAAGAUAAAAAUGUCUGGAGAAAAACACCCCUGCACCUGGCGGCCGAACACGGACAAAGCGACAUCAUCCAGCAGCUGCUGACCAACGGGGCGGCCAUAGACCCCCUGGAUAAUAACCGCGAUACCCCCCUGCACUGUGCCUGUAGAUCCGGUCACCUGACCUCGGUGCAGACCCUCGUGGGCUGGACCCAGGGGCAUAAAGCCAAUUUACAGGCCACCAACAGUCUGAAGAAGACCCCGCUGCAGGUGGCAGAAGCUGGAAGCACCGACAGUCACCAGCAGGUGGCGACGCUCCUGAAAAAGAAAAUGCUGAUAAUCAAAUAGAAGUGAAUGCAACUAAAAAAGAGACGAGAGAGGGGACCCCCGCAAAUGCACUAAGUGGGGUAUUCCCGGCUCGUAUGUACAGUUUCCUUGCCCCCUACAAGCUGUUUUUGUGGAUGCUGGAAGUAGUCGGGAAGCCAAAAGCA